AUGAAUCAAAGCGAAAAUAUUACAAACGAUUCAAGUGUUCAAGACAAUGAAAGUAAUGAUAAUGAUCAAAGUGAUCAAGAAUUGAUAUCUAAUAAAAAAAAAUCUUUAUCGAAAUCCAAACCUAGCUUUAAAAACUCGUGGCUUAAUGAGUUUAGGUGGCUUCAAUAUGAUAAAACUUCUCAACGAAUGUUUUGCAAAUACUGUAAACGUUAUAACAAAUCAAAUGUUUUUGGAACUACAGGAUCUGUAAAUUUUGGUCGAAAGAGUUCUGUUAAAGAGCAUGCAUUUUCCGAUCAACAUCAAGAUGCAAUAAGACUCGAAUCUGCUGAAAAAAUAAUUGAAAAAGAGUCGGAACAACUUAUAGAAAAAAAUAAAGAUCACAUUAUUGGUGUUUCAAAAAUCGUAUAUACACUUGUAAGACAAGAUAUACUACUAGCAAAACUUCCAUAUUUUGUUCAAUUAUCUCGUGAAUUAAAAUCACCAUUUAUUGCUGAUGGCUCGAUUACAUAUGAAAAUGAAAUAUCUGGUCGUGAAUUUGCUUUUGCUAUUUCCAAUAUAAUUAAAACUGAAAUAUGGAAAGAACUUAGCGAAGCUGUUUUUUUUGGAGUUAUGAUUGACGAGAGUACAGAUAUUUCUAUGAAUAAACAUGUUGAUAUUUAUGUGAUGUAUCCAACUAUUUUUGGAAAAAUAAAGACCCGAUUUUUACAACUGCUUGCACUUGAUCAAAGUGACGCAGCUACAAUAACUACUAAACUAAUUAGGCUAUUCCAAGAUCAUGAUAUUAUUGACAAAUUAAUAGCUUUUGCAUCAGAUGGGGCAUCUGUAAUGAUGGGAAACAAAAAUGGA
Cetraspora pellucida is the source of this 846-nucleotide messenger RNA. Lineage: Eukaryota; Fungi; Glomeromycota; Glomeromycetes; Diversisporales; Gigasporaceae. The record is from the annotation of a GenBank genome assembly.